CAUAAUGUUACAUUUUGGCCGGCGAGGCAGAGAAAACCUUUCCUCCCUAACACGAAAGGACUUCGCAGUAAUGAGAGGGGAAGGAAAUCAGCUCUUCGUGUACAAAACAAAAGAUGAAAAAACAAAGAACCAUCAAGAUGAUUCUGAAAAAUCAUCUGAUGGAAGGAUGUACGAGAUAAAAGAUAGUGACCGAUGUCCCGUACGAAGUUUUGUGAAAUAUCUUCGACGACUGUCUCCUCAUUGCCCAAGAUUGUUCCAACAGCCCCGAAGUGUUCCUAAAGACAAUACUUACUACUGUAAUAUACCUGUGGGUCAUAAUGAACUUGGACAGUAUAUGAAAAGAAUUUGUGUCAGUGCUGGAAUAAAUGUACUCUACACUAAUCAUUCAUGCCGGGCAACAACUGUAAGUGUGUUAGAUUCAGCAAAUAUCCCAAGUAGACAUAUUAUGUCAGUUACUGGUCAUAAAGCAGAGAGUUCCCUUAAAACAUAUUCAGGGAAGACCAACGAGAACACCAAAAAAGUAAUGUCACAGAUAAUCUCAGGGAAAAUAUCAGGAAGAAAGGCAACAGAAACAGUCACUAGUCCAAGCCCAAUGCAAGAUUACAGUUUAUUGCCCCUAUCAAAUUCACAGGAAGAAGUUCUUAUGAAAGAUUUAUUUGAUGAAUCGGAUGGAAUUGAUGAUAUCCUACGUUCUAUUGAAUUUGAACAGAAUGUCCAAGUACAGAAAACUCAGGUUAACACCACCUUGGUACAGCCACCUACCUUACAGUCAGCUAACAUGCUUGUACCGAUUCCAGGCCUGAGCCUUACCAACUGCACAAGUGUUACCAUAAACUAUAACAUUAUGCAAAAACACUAACACAGAGUAAAUGAGUUUUUGUGUUCAAAAUUGUUGUUAGUUAAUACAAAAUGUUUGAAUAUGUUAUA
Saccostrea cuccullata (small rock oyster) is the source of this 927-nucleotide messenger RNA. RefSeq lists its product as uncharacterized. Gene Ontology annotation, molecular function: DNA binding. The coding region runs from base 5 to 859 and encodes 284 amino acids. Gene Ontology annotation, biological process: DNA recombination; DNA integration. Lineage: Eukaryota; Metazoa; Mollusca; Bivalvia; Ostreida; Ostreidae. The transcript has 2 exons. The record is from RefSeq and is a predicted model, not a curated record.